Messenger RNA from Fusarium falciforme, 555 nucleotides. Its product is annotated as SnoaL-like domain-containing protein. The record is from RefSeq and is a predicted model, not a curated record. The coding region runs from base 1 to 555 and encodes 184 amino acids. Lineage: Eukaryota; Fungi; Ascomycota; Sordariomycetes; Hypocreales; Nectriaceae. The transcript has a single exon.
AUGAUUGGCGAACUUUAUGCCGUACCCAACCGCCCCGCGCAUCUCCAACCGCGUGGUGCCUCACGCAACAACAGAUCUGGAACUGAUGCUGAUGCCCUUGAGCGAUUCAAGAUUAGGGAGAUCUGUGAGGGAUACCCACUAUACCGGGAUGUGUCCGAAUGGGAGAAUUUCCAAUCCCUCUUCCAUGAAGACGCGUAUGUUGCCACGUCCAUGUCUGAGGGCCGCAUAGCCGAUCACAUCGCGUUGAUGCAAGGCCACAAGGAGAACAACCCGCUUUACGUCAUACAUCACGUCCUUGGCCAAACAGUCGACUUACAGAACAACCGGGCUGUGAGUCAGAUGAAGAUAUUUAUCGUCAUUCGGCUGGAGAUCGACGGUGUGGAAGUGGAUUGCGAAGUUGCAGCUCGCAUGUUCUUUCUUCUCGAGAAAAGAAGUGGACAAUGGGGAAUCGUCUUCUUUACCGUCCUUUACGAAUCUGACAAAAUGAUCCCCGUCAACCCAUCCAACGGCAGCUUAAACAUUCCCGAGCACGAAACAAGAAAAUUCCCAUCGUAA